AUGAAGAGUAAAGGAACUGAGACUAACAAGAUUGCACGAAAAGUCGUUACCAGGACAACGACUCUCCAAGUAGAGCUCAAUUCUUCUAGGCUGCUGUCUCCUCUUGCACUCAUGUUUAUUGCUGUACCGUUACCUACUGUUUCGAUCGAUAGAGUCGUUGCUAUAUUGAUUGAUGAGAAGGCACUAGCAACUAAACCACUUGUCAUUCUAGAUGUUCGGCCAGAAGAACAAUUCGUUAAAGGACAUAUUAUCGGAGCUGAACACUAUCCACGAUUCCUUCUGUGCCGUGAACAUUACGAAACAGAGUCAAUGAAGAGAGUAGGUACGCAGGGAACACUGACUGUCUGUGGUCAGAUUUAUGGAGCUGGACAAGUUGUGUCAACGUUUCGUGAUAGGGGACACAAUGCAGUUCUAUUAAAAGGAGAUUUGGACAGCUGGAGAUGCAAGUACCCAGAAGGGUUAUUAACGACAGCAAAUGACAAAUCGAUUAAAUUGGAACUGUCGAAAUUAGCCGCCCAACUCGCCAUCAAUCGAAAACCAGCUUUCGAAAGAGCUGGAUUCUUGAAAGCAACGACGAGCUCGAUAAAUAGGAAUAAGGUCCGUGAAGAAAUGAGGCAAAGAAGCCAAACGAACAAACGUAGAGCUUGGAGAUGA
Molecule: messenger RNA, 654 nt
Organism: Cercopithifilaria johnstoni
Lineage: Eukaryota; Metazoa; Nematoda; Chromadorea; Rhabditida; Onchocercidae
Source: the annotation of a GenBank genome assembly